AUGGCUGAUACGGAGAAUGGCGACGCUCCUGUUGAGCCUCAAGCCCGCCAUAUAGUCUACUGUGGAGUGUGUUCUCUUCCCCCAGAGUACUGUGAAUUCGGCGGGACAUCGAAGAAGUGCGAAGAAUGGCUUGAGAAAUCACAUCCAGAGCUUUACCAGAAGCUAUACUCAGACGAAACAAUUGCCGCAAACCUUUCAGCACUGUCGGUAGAAGCUCGUGAACGCGCAGCCAAGGACGCCGCCAAAAAGGAAGCCAAAGCCGCUCAGGCUGAGACCCGUGAACACGAGAAGAAAGCAGCUUCUAAGAUCCUAAUUAGACGCGUGGAAAGGAAUAAGCGGAAGUUUGUCACUGUUAUAUCAGGUUUAGAGGCGCAUGGGCUUGAUAACAAGAAGGUAGCUAAGGGGCUAGGCAAGAAGUUUGCUACCGGGAGCUCGGUGACGAAGGCGACUGGUGCUGCUGCUGCGACUGGCACGAGCGAAGAGAUCACCGUACAGGGAGAUGUCAGCGAGGAAGUGAUGGAGUGGCUGUUGGAGAACUACAAGGAUGUGCCAGAGGAUAAUUUUGAGUUGGUAGAGGAUAAGAAGAAGAAGUCCGGGGCCGCGGCUGGGGCGGCUGCCGCUUGA
Microsporum canis CBS 113480 is the source of this 624-nucleotide messenger RNA. Its product is annotated as density-regulated protein. NCBI's taxonomy places the organism in Eukaryota, Fungi, Ascomycota, Eurotiomycetes, Onygenales, Arthrodermataceae. The record is from RefSeq and is a predicted model, not a curated record. The coding region runs from base 1 to 624 and encodes 207 amino acids. Gene Ontology annotation, molecular function: mRNA binding; translation initiation factor activity. Gene Ontology annotation, biological process: formation of translation preinitiation complex; translation reinitiation. The transcript has 4 exons.